AAUGAUGCAAAUGAAAAAAAACACCUCCAGCCAGGCGUGGGGCGGUGGGGGAGAAACGCACUCCACCUAUAGUGAAGAGUUUCGUGGCCAAAAAAGCGGUAAGAUACCAACAAUUGUUACUUCUAUUUCUGCUUCUGUAUUUCAAUCAAUUUCUUUUUUUGGAGAUGAUAAUAUUCAUUGUGGACUUCACUGAUUUACUCUUUCUCUAUCUUUACAGGCGACUGGUAUAACUUCUGUCGGACUCCGCCCAGGCGCUCGGUACUCGGGACUCGCAAAAGCAGAGAAACAGCAGUUCGAGGCUGAGUUGUCCACUUUAAAGGCUAAGGUGACGGCCUUGGAAGAGGAGAUUCAGAGUAUGAAACAGGAAGACCAGAGACAGGAGGAGGACAACCAGAGACAGAUAGAUGAGCUUCAGAGAAUGAAACAGGAAGAUCAGAGACAGGAGGAGGACAACCAGAGACAGAUAGAUGAGCUUCAGAGAAUGAAACAGGAAGAUCAGAGACAGGAGGAGGACAACCAGAGACAGAUAGAUGAGCUUCAGAGAUUGAAACAGGAAGAUCAGAGACGGGAGGAGGACAACCAGAGACAGAUAGAUGCGCUUCAGAGAUUGAAACAGGAAGAUCAGAGACAGGAGGAGGACAACCAGAGACAGAUAGAUGAGCUUCGGAGAUUGAAACAGGAAGAUCAGAGACAGGAGGAGAUUGAGAGCCAGAAAAGGGCAGUUCAUAGACUGAAACAGGAACACAUGAGAAGGAAGGAGGACAACCAGAGACUGAAAGAGGUGAUUCAUAGACUGAAACAGGAACAAGAGACGGAAGGAGGACAACCAGAGACUGAAAGAGGUGAUUCACAUACUGAAACAGGACCACAAGAGAUGGAAGGAGGACCAGAGACGGAAGAAGGAGAUUCAGAGAUAGUACAAGAUGAAUCAGAGUCUGCGGUCGGCCCUGGAUGCGCUGGCAACGCUGCAAGAGUUCCCUCUAAGCACGCCCGAGAGACCACAGUUAACCCCCCCAACGCAUCUCAUCACCCUCAGCACCAGCAGCUUUUGACUUCUGUUCACCAUCAGCUCCCCCUCUAAUUUUUCCAUUUUCCCUGACAGCACCCGGACCUGGAAAUAUGUGGGGUGGGAGCGGAGGAGCAUGCAUCACUCUGCCAAAUGAGUCAAGGCCGCGUGGAUCGCUACAGGUGUUUCCUGUUUAAAUUUGUUGCUGUUUAAAAAGAAAAGUACCAGGCGUGGUGCACCGCAACAAACUGGGAUGGAUCGAUGGGGAAGUAGCAGCUCCCUCAAAAUCUGGAUGAGUUCGCCAUGAGCACCAGAGAUUUCCCAGUAUGGGAAUACGAAAUGCAAAGAUGGUGGUCGAUUGGAUAGAUGAGGUGCUGCGAACACCCCGUCAGUUUGUUCUGGGACUCAUUCGUUAGGUUAUUUCACCUACAAACCUUCUGAAUUGUGUACAGUCUAAUUGUAAAUGCAUUUUCAUUUCAUAAUAAACACUUUUUCUGUGAAGUGCC
Scophthalmus maximus (turbot) is the source of this 1512-nucleotide messenger RNA. Its product is annotated as putative golgin subfamily A member 6-like protein 3. Bases 356 to 1081 code for a protein of 241 amino acids. The transcript has a single exon. The record is from RefSeq and is a predicted model, not a curated record. NCBI's taxonomy places the organism in Eukaryota, Metazoa, Chordata, Actinopteri, Pleuronectiformes, Scophthalmidae.